Anopheles cruzii is the source of this 885-nucleotide messenger RNA. RefSeq names its product seminal metalloprotease 1-like. NCBI's taxonomy places the organism in Eukaryota, Metazoa, Arthropoda, Insecta, Diptera, Culicidae. The transcript has 4 exons. Gene Ontology annotation, biological process: proteolysis. The coding region runs from base 33 to 857 and encodes 274 amino acids. Gene Ontology annotation, molecular function: metalloendopeptidase activity; zinc ion binding. The record is from RefSeq and is a predicted model, not a curated record.
UCUUCCACAAACAACCAGCGCCGGUGUUGAAGAUGACCCACUUCAGGGGACUGCUGCUGCUGCUGGGCGUGCUGUUGUGCGGCGUGCAGGGUGGCGUUUUAGUGGCCAAAAACACGGCCCGAAACUUGAAUCGUCUACGGAACUUGCAACCGGACGAGCUGGCCGAGGAGCUGAGCGGUCAGUUCGAGGGUGACAUGGUGCUGAGCGAGGAACAGGAGCGCGAGAUCCUGAGCAACAAGCGAAACGGUCUGAUUGCAACCAACUUCCGCUGGCCGGACAAUACCGUUCCGGUGCUGAUCGUUGAAGAGGAUUUCACUCCCGAGCAGGUCGAACACAUUCACCGUGGGCUGCGGCAGCUCGAGUCCGUUACCUGCCUCCGGUUUGUGCCACGUCAGGAGGCGCACACGGAUCACGUGCGCGUUAUCGGUACCGGGUCCGGAUGUUACUCGUCCGUAGGCCAUCGGGGCGGAGAGCAAACGGUGAACUUUGAGCCGUACGCGGUCGACACCGGCUGCUUCCGGUUGGCCACGAUCGUGCACGAGUUUCUGCACACGCUCGGGUUCUACCACCAGCAGAGUGCCAGCGAUCGGGACGAGUUCGUGGAGAUCGUUUGGGACAACAUCGAGGAGGGCAAGGAGCACAACUUUAAUAUCUACACGAAGGAUACGGUUACGGACUUUAAUGUUCGCUACGACUACGGCAGUGUGAUGCACUACAGCUCGACGGCAUUCAGCAAAAACGGCGAGCGGACGAUUGUGCCGAAGGAUCCUAACGCCAACAUCGGCCAACGGGUGGCCAUGAGCGAACGGGACAUUUCCAAGGUGAACCACAUGUACCGGUGCAUGAGCAAAGACUAAGGGAAUCAGCCAAAGACCUGGGGCAGCG